Molecule: messenger RNA, 1414 nt
Organism: Eruca vesicaria subsp. sativa (arugula)
Lineage: Eukaryota; Viridiplantae; Streptophyta; Magnoliopsida; Brassicales; Brassicaceae
Source: the annotation of a GenBank genome assembly
CGCGUGUGAAGUUUUGAUUCUCCCGUCGUCGGAACGAAAGUUUCUUCAACAUACAGAUCAUAAGCUCCUUUUGAUUUCCUCCGUCGUCGUCGGAAGCUUUUCGUGACGAUUCCGAUUUGAAUCGGAGAGGUAAUCCGGAUCUGGUAGCGGUUCCGAUAGAUAGGGAUCAUGUCGGACGCUUUGAUAAAUGGAUUGGCGGGAGCUGGUGGUGGGAUCAUUGCUCAACUCCUCACUUAUCCUCUCCAAACUGUAAAUACGCGGCAACAGACGGAGAGGGAUAUCAAGAGGGAGAAGAGGAAGCUUGGAACGAUCGAACACAUGUGUCAGGUUGUGAAACAAGAAGGAUGGGAGAGGUUAUAUGGUGGAUUGGCUCCCUCUCUCGCUGGAACCGCAGCGUCACAGGGUGUGUAUUACUAUUUCUACCAAGUGUUUCGGAAUCAAGCUGAAGCUGCAGCUCUUCUACAGAGUAAGAAAGGGUUGGGUGAUGGUACUGUUGGGAUGUUUUCUUCACUUCUAGUGGCUGCCUUUGCUGGAGUAGUUAACGUUCUUAUGACGAAUCCAAUUUGGGUGAUUGUCACACGCAUGCAGACCCACAGAAAAAUGCCAAAAGAUCAAAAGACAGUCUCUGAGUCACCUCCUUCUGAUAUAGAAGCUCUGGUUCCAGUUGAGCCUCGUCCGUAUGGAACCUUUAAUACGAUUCGAGACGUUUACGAUGAAGCUGGAGUAACUGGCUUCUGGAAAGGUGUAAUUCCGACAUUAAUCAUGGUAAGUAAUCCAUCAAUGCAAUUUAUGUUGUACGAGACAAUGUUAGCAAAGCUGAAGAAGAAUCGUGCCUUGAACGGUAGCAAAAACGUGACGGCUUGGGAGACAUUUCUUCUUGGAGCUGUGGCUAAACUCGGAGCUACAGUCACAACUUAUCCUCUCUUGGUUGUAAAGUCAAGACUUCAAGCCAAACAGGUCACAACAGGAGACAAAAGACACCAGUACAAAGGAACUCUGGAUGCGAUUCUGAAGAUGAUUAGAUAUGAAGGGCUUUACGGAUUUUACAAAGGGAUGAGUACAAAGAUUGUUCAGAGCGUUUUAGCUGCUGCGGUUCUGUUCAUGAUCAAGGAAGAGCUUGUGAAGGGAGCUAAGCUGUUGCUCUCAAACGCGACUUCUAGCAAAGUGAAGUCCAAGCCUUCUUGAGGCUCUCAAUCAAGCUAGGAUUUUAGUAAUAAGAUUUGAAUAACAAAACAAGUAGAUUUAAAUUAAACUUCCAAUAAUUUCUUGAUUAGUUAUCACACAAUCAGGAAUGUUGUGUCAUCAUGUCCUGAUGCUUGCAAAUUGAUAAUUGUAUUUUCCUCCAAAACUAUUGGUUUGUAUGAUCCUCUAUCUUAAAAUUUAGCAGAUUGAUUGUGUUUUUUAUAUGAUUUUU